UUGUAAAUGUUAAUUAGUGCUGAGUUUGUCUUAUCCUCAUCCCCCCCAACAUGACCAAUACACAGUUGUGGUUCCGAGGGGUACGCAGUUCGAAGUUCCGUCAUGUGUUCGGCUCGCCCGCCAAGAGAGAGCGAUGUUACGAUAAUGUCAAGAUUACCAAGAACGCACAUGACUCGCACUUCUGUGCGGUCAACCCCAAGUUUGUCGCUAUCGUCACCGAGGUCGCAGGAGGUGGUGCUUUUCUGGUCCUUCCCAUCAACCAGACUGGAAGGUUGGACUUCAAUACCUCUCGAGUGACUGGACAUAAAGGUCCUGUGCUGGACAUCAAGUGGAACCCAUUCAACGAUAACAUCAUAGCAUCGUGCAGUGACGACUGCACAGUCAAGCUGUGGUACAUCCCUGAUGGAGGCCUGGCCAGUCACCUGACGGAGUGGCUCAUAGAUCUCCAUGGCCAUAAGAGGAGGGUGGGCUAUAUAGAGUGGCAUCCCACAGCAGAGAAUGUGCUUAUCAGCGCUGGCUUUGACCAUUUACUGAUAGUAUGGGACGUGGGGAAAGGAGAAGCACUGAACGUGAUUGACUGCCACCCCGAUGUAAUUUACUCCAUGAGUUUCAACAGAGAUGGCAGCCGCUUGGCCACAACUUGCAAGGACAAGAAGCUGAGAAUCAUUGACCCCCGCACAGGUUUUGUCAUCAGUGUGAGUAGACCUUAUUUGUAGAUAGUAAGUAGACUGACCUUACUUUUUGUGUA
Molecule: messenger RNA, 748 nt
Organism: Homalodisca vitripennis (glassy-winged sharpshooter)
Lineage: Eukaryota; Metazoa; Arthropoda; Insecta; Hemiptera; Cicadellidae
Product: coronin-2B-like
Exons: 4
Coding region: 51-716 (221 amino acids)
Biological process (GO): actin filament organization
Molecular function (GO): actin filament binding
Source: RefSeq, a predicted model, not a curated record